Gongylonema pulchrum is the source of this 276-nucleotide messenger RNA. NCBI's taxonomy places the organism in Eukaryota, Metazoa, Nematoda, Chromadorea, Rhabditida, Gongylonematidae. The record is from the annotation of a GenBank genome assembly.
UUGUCUUCGACGCGGUUAAAUUUCAGCCACUCAAAUUACGGUUCAGCAACGGAUCCCAUCAAGGAAGAUUUCCACUGUCACAGCGAUGACGAAGUGCCACCCGCCACCGAUCGGAGAGCAAUUCGAGUACUUUGGGCAUCUGUUCUCAUCUGCCUGAUUUUCAUGCUAUGCGAAAUUAUAGGUGGCUAUUUGGCGCACUCACUUGCGAUCGCUACAGACGCGGCGCACUUGGUAUGUAUAAAAAUUUGGAUGCCUGGAGAAAUUAUCAAUAUUUAA